AUGUCAGUACCAAAAUAUUUAAAUCUACCUAAUAAUUCAUUAAAUUUAAAUACAACUACUAAUAUUCCAAAUUUGGAGAAUAACUCAUCUACUCAACCACCUCAAUCUCAUUCAUACGCACAAUCAUCUACAUCUUCACCUUUUAAUCCAAGAACUCAUCGACAUAAAAGAUCACAAGCAAUAUCUGGAGAUUUUGAUGGUUUAGGUUUAUUUAAUAUUCCACCACCUUCAAUAAAUAAUAAUAAUGAUUCUUCAAUAAAAUCACAACAUAUAUAUAGUAAAUCUAUAUCAAAUCCAAAUACAACUUCUUCAACUUCAUUAUUUGGAACUACAUCUAAUUCUUCACAAAUUUCAUCUUCAGCUCCAAAAGAGAGAUCAGUAUCAUUUGCAAAUGAUUCAAGACCUUCAAAAUUAAAUUUAAUCAACAGUAAUGAAGAAGAUUAUGAAUUAGAUAGACAUUUUAAUUUUAAUAAUAAAGAAGAUUUUACAAAUCCAAUUAUAAAUUUAAAAACUUUUGAAUUUCCAUCACCAUUUCAAGAAGAUAAAGGAUUUAAUAAUACUAAAGAACAACAGGUAAUAGAUGAUCAAAAUAUUUAUACAACAAAUUUUAAAAAAAAUUUAAGUUCACCAAUUCAAUUAAAUAAAAAAAUUUCACAAAAUUCUUUAAAUAGUUCAUUACAUAAUUCAAAAUUACAACAGCAAACAAAUGAUUUUGAAAAUAUUCCUGAUCCAAUUAUAGAUCUAAAUUAUAUAAUAACAGCAAAUUUACAUAUUGGAAAUUCAAUAAAUGAUGAUACAUUAAUUUUUAAUCAAGAUGAAUUUUUAGGAUCUCCUGCAAUAGUUGAAGAAGAUGAUGAUUUAGAAAAUCAAACUUUUUCAAAUGAAGAAGAUUUAGAAGAAGAAAUUGAGGAGGAAGUAGUUUUAAAUAACUCAAAUGAGAAUAUAAUAUCUCCGCAGAAACUCCAGAAUGAUAAUAAUAAUUUUUAUUUAUCUGCAAAUUCUUCAACUUCAAGUUUUAAUAAUAAUAAUUUAACCACCACAUCAUCAAAUAAUAAUCAAAAUUUAAAUUUAAAUUUAACUCCAAAUCAACAAAGAUCAGGAGCAAAAGCAAAUAGAUAUCAAAUUUUUUAUGAUCAAUCAAAUAGAAUAUCAAAUAUAUUAAAAGGUUCAUCAUCAGUUGAAAGUAUAGAUAGAUCAAAUACUCCACCACCAUCAAAUCCUCCAACUCCAAAUUUCGUUCCUUCAUUACAUUUACAACAACCAAACUUCAAAAAGAAUAAAUAUAUUUUAAAUCAUUCUUCUUCAUUACCUUCUUUAAAACAAAAAAGAUCAUUUUCAUCAAUUAGAUAUAAUGAAUUAAAAAAAUUUAAUUCUCCAAAUAAUUGUUAUCAAAAUUAUUUAAAUCAAAGUCAUUACUUGAAUCAUAAUUAUAAUCAAAAUCAUAAUCAUAAUCAUAUUCAUAACAACCAAAAUCAAAAUCAAAUAAUUGCAAAUAAUAAUAAUAUAACUAAUGAAUAUAUAGAAAUAAAUUCAAAUUUAAAUCCCCAAAUACAAUUUCAAAGUUCAACUCCAUCAACAUUAACAACUCAAUCAACAAUAGAUACAACAGAUACUUUAAAUAAUCCUAAUCAUCACCACAACCAAAAUAAAGCUCAAUCUUCUACUUCUCCUAUAAGUAUAAAUUCAGAAAUUUCUAUAAUAAAUAAUUCAAAUGAUUUAAAAUUUGAACAAGAGAAGUUAGUUACUCCAACUAUUAUAUUAAAUAAUGAAAAUAAUUUGGAAGAUAUACCAUGUAAUACAAAAAUUGAAAUAAUUGAACCAAUUAAUAUUGAAAAAAAUAAUGAUUUUUUAAGCAAUGAAUUAAAUGAAAAAGAUAAUAAGAAUAAUCUGUUUAAUAGUGAUUCUACAUUAUCUAAUAAUAAUAAUAAUCAAGUUUUAUCAUCUUCUAGUUUACCUAAAUCAAUUGAUGAUUCUUUGAAAUUUUCAAAACAUGAAAAUCUAAAAGAUCAACAAGUAUUGGAUUCACAAACACAAUCAAAGGAGGUCGAAUCUCAAAUUCAGCAACAACCACAACAGCAACAACCAUCUUCAAAAUCCAUAAAAUUCUCACAACCAUCAUCACCAUCUCAAGAUCAAACUUCACAACAACAAAGACGAUUACCAAAUUCAAUUGAAACUAAAAUUUUAAAACAAACAACAAUACCAAAAUUAAAAAAUAAAACUGUUAAUUUAAGUUCACCAAUGAAUAAAUAUGAAUAUAAAAAAUAUCCAAAAAGAAAUGAAAAAGAAGAAGAGAGAGUGAAAAGAACAAUUAUGAGUAAAGGAAGAAAAGAUGGUAAAGAAAGUGGAAGUGAUUUAUUAUCAAUUUCAUCUACAUCAACAUCUUCAUUAUCAAUAAAUUCAAUUGAAAAGAAUAAGAAGAAUGGUUCAUCAAAAACAGUAACUAAAGAUUCUUCAUCUACUUUGUCGUCAUCAUCAUCAACUAUAAAUUCAAAAAUAAAAGGUCAUUUUAGAUCAAAAUCCAAUAUUGAAAAUAUAUCAACUUCAUCAUCUACGUUAUCAUCAUCAACACCGUUAUCAUCAUCAACUAAAAUUAAAAAUAGUAAUAGAAAUUCUAAAUUUUUUGACUGGAUCAGAAAAAAAUAG
Molecule: messenger RNA, 2646 nt
Organism: Lodderomyces pseudojiufengensis
Lineage: Eukaryota; Fungi; Ascomycota; Pichiomycetes; Serinales; Debaryomycetaceae
Exons: 1
Coding region: 1-2646 (881 amino acids)
Source: RefSeq, a predicted model, not a curated record